Molecule: messenger RNA, 501 nt
Organism: Diaporthe amygdali
Lineage: Eukaryota; Fungi; Ascomycota; Sordariomycetes; Diaporthales; Diaporthaceae
Exons: 1
Coding region: 1-501 (166 amino acids)
Source: RefSeq, a predicted model, not a curated record
AUGGAGACACCAGGAUCCGAGCCCCUUCGGCUCUCGCCUGAUAUGGAUAUCGAGCGUUUUGUCCGGGUCCAGGACCGCAAAGUUGACUCAGGGUCACUGCAACAGGAGACAGAGUACGAGCGUGCGAUCCGUGAACUGCGAGAAGGCGAAAAGAGGAGUGAAUGGAUCUGGUUCAUUUUCCCCCGGGUUUCCGGUUUGGGCAAGCACAUCAACAGCAUUUUUUACGGAAUAGCUUCGCUGAAAGAGGCUAAGACGUACCUGGCGCACCCUGUUCUUGGCCCAAGGCUACAUGAUGCAAUUGAAGCUGUCCUUGGAAAUGGAGACGACGACAUCAGCAAGAUCUUCGGCAAUUCGGAAGAAGCCGCGAGGUUCAAAUCUUCUAUGACACUCUUUGCGCAGGUCUGUCUUGGUACUUCAGAUGAGCUCUUUUUGAGGGUGAUCAUGAAGUUUUGGGGUGGGAUUCGUAACGAGAAGACAGUACGGAUCACAGAGUCGUGGUAA